AGCAGGCCACAAGCAAGCUCGACAACACAGAGUGCCAACAGAAACCACCACAUCCCGAUCCCAAUUCGCAACGCAGAGUAAAGAAGAUGGCCGUGUCCGUGGGCAAGCAAUGGACGCGGGUGCGCACGCUCGGCCGCGGCGCCUCGGGGGCCGAGGUCUUCCUGGCCGCCGACGACGCCUCCGGGGAGCUCUUCGCGGUCAAGUCGGCGAGCUCGGCUUGCGCGGCGGCGCUGAGGAGGGAGCAGUGCAUCAUGUCCGGCCUGCGCUCCCCGCGCGUCGUCUCUUGCAUCGGCGGCCGCGGCGCCCGUGACGGCUCCUACCAGCUCUUCCUCGAGUUUGCCCCCGGCGGCUCGCUGGCCGACCGAGUGGCGAUCGACGGGGGCCUCGACGAGCGUGCCCUGCGCGGCUACGCGGCCGAUGUGGCGGCCGGGCUCGCGUACCUCCACGGCGCCGGGAUGGUGCACGGGGACGUCAAGGCGCGCAACGUCGUCAUCGGCGCCGAUGGCCGAGCCCAGCUCGCAGAUUUUGGGUGCGCGAGGAAGGCGGGAGCCGGUGGCGGGCCGAUCAUCGGCGGCACGCCCGCGUUCAUGGCGCCCGAGGUGGCGCGCGGCGAGGAGCAGGGCCCCGCGGCCGACGUCUGGGCGCUCGGCUGCAUGGUUGUCGAGAUGGCCACUGGACGCGGGCCGUGGAGCGGCAUGGACGGCAACGCGCUCGCGGCGCUGCACCGGAUCGGCUACACGGAGGCCGUGCCCGAGGUUCCCGAAUGGCUAUCCGCCGACGCGAAGGACUUCUUGGCCAGAUGCCUUGUCAGGCAGGCCAGCGGCCGGUGCACGGCCGAGCUGCUGCUGGAGCACCAGUUCCUGGCCUCGGCUGCCGUCGACGCGAAGCCGCGAACCAUGGAGGGCAAAUUGGUGUCGCCGAAGAGCACGCUGGACGCAGCAUUCUGGGAAUCGAAUUCAGACACGGAUGAGGCGGAGCACGACAGCUCGGCCGAGAUGAGGAUGAGGGCAUUGGCCUGCCCUGCCUCGGCGCUCCCGGACUGGGACUCCGAGGAGGGAUGGAUCGAUGUGCUCGCCGCGCCAACUGAAGCACCCGACGCAGUGCCCCUGGUGAUCGAGGAGAUGACCGACCUGGACAACGGCGCGAUCACAAACGAAGAACCCAGCGGCGCAGAGUCCGGCGUUCUCCCCAUUACUUUGGACGUGGAGUACAACGGCGAUGGCAAUAUAGCCUACGACGAUUCAGUUAGGCAUCGUCAGUCUUUUGAGUGUUUAGCUUGCCACGAAUUAUCAUGUACCGAAUUGUUGCUUUGCAACACAAAGAGUAAUGCAAAUGAUCUCGCUCUUGCACAAGCACUCCGUUUUCGUACUGCUGCUCUAUGUUUCACCGCUCCCCAUUGCGACACCUUCGAUUAG
Messenger RNA from Triticum dicoccoides, 1415 nucleotides. Its product is annotated as mitogen-activated protein kinase kinase kinase 17-like. The transcript has a single exon. Gene Ontology annotation, molecular function: ATP binding; protein kinase activity. Lineage: Eukaryota; Viridiplantae; Streptophyta; Magnoliopsida; Poales; Poaceae. The coding region runs from base 87 to 1415 and encodes 442 amino acids. Gene Ontology annotation, biological process: signal transduction; protein phosphorylation. The record is from RefSeq and is a predicted model, not a curated record.